Messenger RNA from Cuscuta campestris, 1670 nucleotides. The record is from the annotation of a GenBank genome assembly. Lineage: Eukaryota; Viridiplantae; Streptophyta; Magnoliopsida; Solanales; Convolvulaceae.
CUCUAAAAUUUGAAUGACCCGUUGGAGCUAUACUUUAUCUACAGUAAAGUUUAAAACUUUUAUUUUUUAGAUUAUAAAAGAUGAAUUGGAGUUGCUGUUAGUGCUUUAAUUUUUGCCGAUAAUCUGAAAUAUAUUCCAUUUGUUUCUUGUCUUGCUUUUGUAUGGUAUAAUAUUCCAUUUCUCACAUUUUUUAGUUUUAACCCUUUUUGAAGCCAAAUACACCUCUCUAAGUUUCUGUUAAAAGCAUUUGUUCUUAGCUUAACUUCUCACUCCUGUAAAACUCAUAAUUUUCUGCCAUUUUUUUCUUCAAGAAUGAGAUAUUUUUGUGAAUAAAUAACUGGGGUCCUUAAGGGUUGUUUGGCUACAACUACAGAAAGAAAAUCCGAAAUCUUGGGUUUCUUUUUUGAAAUUUAAAUUUAAUGUGUAUGGUUCUGAAGUUUUUGUUCUUGAGGUAAGUUUUGUAUGUGCAGGGUGAAAACCCGGGGAUGGAACUCAGUAAAUUCACCCAGAAAAUGUACUGGGCAGUGGUGUUCUUGGGUUUUUACAGUGGGGUAAUAAUCUGUGGAGGGGUAAAACCUGAGGUUGUGAAUGUUGGGUGUAUGUUGAUUUUGACCUCCCCAGUUGGGAGAGUGACAAAACUGGCUGUGGAAACUGCAGUGGAAGAGGUAAAUAGUUCCAAACAAACAGUUCUUGGGGGAAGAAAGCUGAAUAUCACCACGCUUGAUAGCACUGCCAGUGGAUUUCUUGGGAUUGUUGAAGCAAUAAGGUUCAUGGAGACGAACACGGUGGCGAUAAUCGGGCCCCAGUCGUCGGUCAUAGCUCAUGUGAUCUCACACAUUGCAAAUGAGGUCCAAGUCCCUCUGCUGUCAUCUGCUGCAGCUGAUCCCACCCUCACUUCACUUCAGUUCCCAUUCUUUGUUAGGACUUGUCCAAAUGAUCUGUUUCAGAUGGCUGCUGUGGCAUCAAUGGUGGAGCACUAUGAGUGGAGAAAAGUGGUUGCCAUCUACAUAGAUGAUGAUUAUGGGAGGAAUGGCAUUGCUGCAUUAGGAGAUCAACUGGCCAUGAGAAGAUGCCAGAUAUCAUACAAAGCAGCAUUGAAGCCAGAAGCAACCGUUGAUGAUAUAAGGGACGCGUUGAUUCAGGUGGCUUUAAUGGAGUCCCGGGUUUUGGUCGUCCACACUUACCCAGACCAGAGUAGCUUGAACAUAUUUUCGGUUGCAAAGAGCUUGAAGAUGAUGGAGAGUGGGUAUGUGUGGAUCACCACACAUUGGCUCUCCACCGUCUUCGACACCGUGGGCCCGUUUUCUCCCGAUACAAUGGAAGACAUCCAAGGAGUCGUUACUUUGCGUAUCCAUACUCCAGACUCUAGUUUAAAGAGGCGCUUCAUCUCCAGGUUUAUGAACAUGAAGAAAACUUGGGAUUAUUGAUAAGAAAUGAAGAAUUACCAUCUUUAAAAUGGAGCAAACUUGGGAUUAUUGGCGUUAGUUUUUUUGUUGUUGUUAUUAUUAUUAUUAUUAUCUCAUUGUCCAAUUAAAUAAAAAAUUUAUGGCAUAUUCAAUUAUUCAUACUAUGAAUUAUUAAACUUGUUGAAAGUGCAUUGCAAGAUAAAUCACAUGAAAUCAUUUUUGUUUUACCCCCUCUUAUCCCAAAACAAGCUCAUGUUACCGUUU